Messenger RNA from Penicillium brevicompactum, 1998 nucleotides. Its product is annotated as Glutamyl/glutaminyl-tRNA synthetase class Ib. Gene Ontology annotation, cellular component: cytoplasm; methionyl glutamyl tRNA synthetase complex; cytosol. The record is from RefSeq and is a predicted model, not a curated record. Lineage: Eukaryota; Fungi; Ascomycota; Eurotiomycetes; Eurotiales; Aspergillaceae. Gene Ontology annotation, biological process: translation; glutamyl-tRNA aminoacylation. The coding region runs from base 1 to 1998 and encodes 665 amino acids. Gene Ontology annotation, molecular function: ATP binding; glutamate-tRNA ligase activity. The transcript has 8 exons.
AUGACCCGAUUCGAGCUAUUCGUGGCUACUGGGGCCACCCAGGCUUUACUGCUGCCCGCUGUUCUUAUUGCCUCAUUUAUCAAUGAGGCCUCCCCGAGCAAAAUCAUUGAUGUCACUUUCGUAGAUGAUUCUGUGCUUGGAGAUGACGAGAAGUCUAUCAUCUGCCUCCAAUCAGAUGGUAAGUCUAUCACUGGCACCGCGCCCAUCAUCCAGCACCUUUAUGCCAAUUUCCCCUUCCUCGUUGGAAAGGAUUCUCAGGCCGAGAGAGUAUGGAUCUCUCAACUGGAAUCCUUUGAGGCCCUCGACUUUAAGGUCCUUGAUCCCACCCUCCAACGUCUUGAUGCGCACCUGCUUCUCCGAUCUUUUGUCACAGGCUACUCGCUCUCCACCCCCGACAUCGCUAUAUGGGGUGCGAUCCGCGGAAACAGAGUGGUUGCUGCUGCAAUAAAAAAGGGUAGCUUGGUCAAUCUCACGCGAUGGUAUAAAUUUGUCCAAGAGUUGUGUCCGUGGGCGACGGUCGCUGUCGAUUUGCUGAAUGCGGCAGCACGCGAAAAGAAAAUUGCGAAAGCCAAGGAGGGUGCAAGUUACGAAAUCGCCCUGAACAACACCGAGAAUGACGAGAAAUACAAUGGCACCCUUCUCCUUCGAUUCGAUGACACCAAUCCGUCGAACGAGAAGCAAGAGUUCCAAGAUGCCAUCGUGGAAGACCUCGCCUUGAUGGCCUACGCAGAUGACACAGACAAGGACACCAUGAAACAUCAAAGACGGCACGGAAUUCCAAGCCAGCGUCGUGAACUUUCACCCGCAAACUCAUUGGCUCACUUUGCAGAGAUGAAGAAGGGCACCCCCGAGGGUCUGCGCUGGUGCAUCCGUGCUAAGAUAUCAUUCAAUGACAAGAACAAAGCCAUGCGUGACCCUGUGAUAUACCGGUGUAAUCCUGCUAUUCACCACCGUACCGGUGAUGCCUGGGUUGUUUAUCCAACCUAUGACUUUGCAUGUCCGAUUGUUGACUCAAUGGAGGGAGUCACUCACGCUCUGCGGACCAUCGAAUACAGAGAUCGCAACCCGCAAUACCAGUGGAUGCUCGAUGCAUUAAGCCUACGAACUGUUCAGGUUUGGGACUUUGCUCGUAUGAACUUCAUUCGCACCCUGCUUUCUAAAAGGAAGCUGAGCAAACUUGUGGAAAGUGGUGUUGUUUGGGGAUGGGAUGAUCCUCGAUUCCCGACUAUUCGUGGCAUUCGCCGUCGAGGAAUGACGAUCCCUGCACUCCGAGAGUUCAUUCUUAAACAAGGUCCCUCUAAAAACGUGACUCUGUUUGAUUGGGCUUUGAUUUGGGCUACCAACAAGAAGUAUAUCGAUCCUGUUGCCCCUCGUUAUACUGCUAUUGAAACAGGAGAUGUUAUCAAGGCGACCGUAAACGGUGGCCCCGCUGUUCCGUAUAUGGAAAAGCGCCCAAAGCAUGCGAAAAAUAUCGCAGUCGGUGAAAAGGAUGUUUUUCUCUCCUCUUCUGUCAUUCUCGAACAGGUUGAUGGUAUCUCAUUCAAAAAGGACGAGGAGAUCACACUUAUGAACUGGGGUAAUGUGAUCGUUGGCGAUAUUUCCACCGACCCUUCUACAGGCAAAGUUACGCACCUGCACCUGGAAUUGCAUUUAGCCGGUGACUUCCUGUCGAGUUGGUUGAUUUUUGACUACCUGCUGAACAAAGAUUCACUCGCGGAGGAUAUACUUGAGGAUGUUCUCAACUUCAACACGGAGUUCCGCGUGGAUGCCCUGGCCGACAGUAAUGUCUCCAACGUUCAAGUUGGCGAUAUUAUACAAUUUGAUCGCAAGGGUUUCUACCGCGUGGAUCGGGCCCCUGCCGUCGGUGUCCCUGGCGUCUUCUUCAGUGUUCCUACCGGAAAACAGAAAUUAUCCGAAGAUUAUAGUGGACCACGGUUUCUAUGUUCGAAAUUGAAAAAGAAACUUAAGAGCACACUGCAUUCCACUAUACGGUCAUAA